Messenger RNA from Salvelinus fontinalis (brook trout), 1310 nucleotides. RefSeq names its product protein phosphatase 1, regulatory (inhibitor) subunit 11 (gene ppp1r11). The transcript has 3 exons. The record is from RefSeq and is a predicted model, not a curated record. Gene Ontology annotation, cellular component: nucleus. Gene Ontology annotation, molecular function: protein phosphatase 1 binding; protein serine/threonine phosphatase inhibitor activity. Lineage: Eukaryota; Metazoa; Chordata; Actinopteri; Salmoniformes; Salmonidae. Bases 216 to 593 code for a protein of 125 amino acids.
GGAGAGCAACCGGAAGUGGUCCGUCUGGAAAUUCCUUCCCAAAGAUCUUCUCGUCGAACGAGGAGUCAGAGUAUCUCGACAGGGUUGAUCACGUUUAAUUCGACUCAACGUGUCGGAUUGAAGAAACAGAGUGAUUGUUGUUCAUAAAAUAACGUCAGUUGACAUUUCGCUUGUUGACAGCUGGUGCGAGCUCAAAACCGACAGUUAAUAUCAGGAUGGCGGAGGCGCCAGGUACUUCUAGCGAGACGAUAACGGAGACCGUUCAAGUUGACACACCGCCACCGCCCCAGCAGGAGGGACGUAGCCUGACCAUCAAGCUGAGGAAGAGAAAGACUGACAAGAAGGUGGAGUGGUCCAGCGACACAGUGGACAACGAGCAUCUGGGAAGGAGGUCCUCCAAGUGUUGCUGCGUCUACGAGAAGCCCAAACAGUUUGGGGAGUCCUCCUCUGAAAGCGAGGGAGAUGACGGCGACGAGGGCUGUGGAAGUGCACACUGCAUUCUAGGACAUGGGAAAGACGGCAGGCAUGGACACAGAGGAGGGGGUGGGGGGAGUACGGUUCCUCCAAGCUCUGGGGGAUCACAUGCCCACUAAUGAUUAGGAAUGGUGCUGAGGGAGGAAUGGAGCGUAGGGGUUCUUCAGUCGAUGACAAUGACACAUUAUACUGCUACACACACGCUCUCAUUUAGUUCAGUCACUGCAGUACCUGAGGAAAAGGACGCGACAGAUAAAAAUGAGGGAGGGAGAGAGCCUAUAUUUCUGCCUGUUUGAUAAGAAAAAGGGGUACAAUCAUUUUCCUUAUUUUUAUAAAUAAUAUUUUCCUUAUUUAUUGAUUUGUCGUAAUACUUGAUUUUACUGAAUUAUGUGGCAGUAUCUUAGCCUGAGUGCCAGACAGUGUUCCUUCUUGUCAAACAAGGAUUUGGAAAGAUGAUUAUGUAACAUUGUAGAGUGCAUAAAUAGUCUAGUACCCAGGCUACCACUGGGUCUGGGUCCCAAAUGACACCCUGUUCCCUAUAUACAGCCCUGGUCAAAAGUAUUCACCCCUCUUGGCAUUUUUCCUAUUUUGUUCCAUUACAACCUGUCAUUUAAAUUGAUUUUUAUUUGGAAUUCAUGUAAUGGACUUAAACAAAAUAGUCCAAAUUGAUGAUGUGAAUUGAAAAAAAUUACUUGUUUCAACAACAAAAUUAAAAGUGGUGCGUGCAUAUGUGUUCACCCCCUUUGCUAAGAAGCCCCUGAAUAAGAUCUGGUGCAACCAAUUACCUUCAGAAGUCACAUAACUAGUUAAAUAAAGUCCACCUGUGUGCAAUCUAA